Molecule: messenger RNA, 1361 nt
Organism: Setaria italica (foxtail millet)
Lineage: Eukaryota; Viridiplantae; Streptophyta; Magnoliopsida; Poales; Poaceae
Product: cytosolic sulfotransferase 3
Exons: 2
Coding region: 123-1214 (363 amino acids)
Biological process (GO): sulfation
Cellular component (GO): cytoplasm
Molecular function (GO): sulfotransferase activity
Source: RefSeq, a predicted model, not a curated record
GGAAAAUUUUUGUGAAACUGGUAAGUAGCGAAAGCCACGUCUUUGCACACGCAAUAAUCGAUCGGCAUGCAUGCAAACCCUAGCUAGCUAGCAGCUGCAACAAGCUACACUAGCUAGCUAGCAUGGCUAAUGUUACUACUGGCACUAGCCCAGCUACUGUACUCUCUGGACUAUCUGCGCCGGUGCCGUUCAAGGACGUCGUCGUCAUCAUUGGCGACCGUGACGCCGGGCAGCAAGACGCCGACGCCUCAGCGCCGGAGGAGUACGCGAGCGCUGCCGUCUCCGCCCUCCCGAGCAACCCGAAGCUGUUCCUGCGCCGCUACCAGGGCACGUGGGUGCUGGAGCCGUGGGUGCCGGGGAUCGUCUCCAUCCAGCGGGGCGCCUUCGCGCCGCGCCGCGGCGACGUCGUCAUCGCGAGCCCGCCCAUGUGCGGCGCGCCGUGGCUCAAGGCCCUGGCCUUCGCCGCCAUGGCGCGCGGCGUGCACCCGCCGGCCGCCGACCCCGCCGGGCACCCGCUCCUCCGCGUCCACCCCGACGACUGCGUCCCGUCCAUGGAGAAGCAGUUCGGCACCGCGCUGGGGAGAAAGGCCAUGGACGCGCUGCCGUCGCCGAGGCUCAUGGCCACGCACAUGCACCGUUCCAUCCUGCCGGCGUCCAUCGCCGAGAAUCCCGACUGCAAAAUCGUCUACAUAUGCAGGGAUCCGAAGGACAUGUUGGUUUCUAUGUGGCAGUUCUCCAGGAAGAUCCGGCCGGACCUUGAAUUCUCCGACCUGUUAGAGGCAGCAUGCGAGGGCAGCUGCCUGAGCGGGCCCAUCUGGGACCAUGUCCUUGGGUACUGGAACGCCAGCAAGGCGAGCCCGGAGAGAGUGUUGUUCAUGAGAUACGAGGAGAUGCUGCAAGACCCAGUCGGUAACGUCGUCAAGCUGUCGCGGUUCCUGGGGCGGCCGUUCUCGCCGGACGAGGAGGAGGCGGGGGUCGCCAUGGACGUGGUGAGGAUGUGCAGCAAGCUCAAAGAUCUGGAGGUGAACAGGGUAGGCUCUGGCUCGUCACCCCUACCAGGCAUUCGUGAAGGUGGCUUGAUGAACAAGAACAACUCCUACUUCAGCAGAGGGGAGGUGGGAGACUGGGCGAACCACAUGACACCGGAGAUGGCGCGACGUCUGGACGUAGUCAUGGAAGAGAGGCUCCUCGGAUCAGGCUUCUCGUUCUGCUGAUCUAUCCGUGUACUAUACGUGUGUGUGUCCCAUGAACAAUGCUGUAUUGUACGUGUACUCAGAUGUGUGCCAGCGAACAAUGUUUUUUGUUUAAAGAAAGACACAGAAUGAAAGAGUGCUUUAUAUCUGAUAUUUAUCAAGAACAAA